UUUUGUGGCUAAGAAAAAAACCAAAAAUGUUUUUCGGAUUGAGAAAAGAACCAAAAAUGGUGGAAAACGGAGAAGAUAAAUCAAACAAAGGUUUGGAAGGCACUGGCUUAGUUUUACCGAUCAACCGUCACUCUAACUUGAAAAGCGCUUCCUCCGAUGAUGACUUCACCCAAAUCCUCACAAAUAUCAAAUCCUCCAAAACUCCGGCUGUUAUCAAUUAUGGAGCUUCAUGGUGUCGAGUUUGUAGCCAAAUUCUGCCUGCAUUCUGUAGAUUGAGCAACAAAUUCCCGAAGUUGUCCUUUAUAUAUGCAGAUAUUGAUGAAUGUCCGGAAACAACUCAACACAUUCGGUACACUCCGACCUUCCAGUUUUUCCGAGAUGGUGAAAAGGUAGAUGAGAUGUAUGGGACCGGAGAAGAGAGGCUGCAUGAUCGUCUGUGGUUGCAUUCGUGAAGACAUGUUACGAUGGAAACAUUAUGUUUGUAAUUUCCCUAUUGAUCUAUUGGUGUAAGAAUGACAAUUGGCAAUUGCCUAUCAUCGACAAUUCAAUGUAUUUCAAAUUGAAGAUUAAUUAUUGAAUGACUUUGUUCGAAA
Molecule: messenger RNA, 593 nt
Organism: Vicia villosa (hairy vetch)
Lineage: Eukaryota; Viridiplantae; Streptophyta; Magnoliopsida; Fabales; Fabaceae
Product: thioredoxin-like 3-3
Exons: 3
Coding region: 27-452 (141 amino acids)
Source: RefSeq, a predicted model, not a curated record